CUUGGAAAAAAUGGAAAAAAAGGCAGCAAGCCAAGAGACUGAGCCACUGACUUCCAAGAAAGAUGUCUCAGACUGUAACAAAGGAGAAGAUUGUAAAGAAAAUGGACUUCUGGUCAGGAACCCUAAAUCUGCCCUACGGCUGGUGGAGGAUGGCAACAAAGUCCACCCCAGCCAGGGGGAGAAAGGGGAGGCAGCUCAGAUCUCAAAUGGUUAUUCAGGGGUUCAGAGCUCAGGUCCCUGCAAUGGCAUGGGGGAGGUGGAAGAUGCCCAGUGCACUGCCCCAGCAGCCACAACCACCACCACAACCACCACAUCCACCACCUGUGGAGCUGAAGGUCAGCAGCAGCUGAUGGAGUUGGAAGACAGAGAGACCUGGAGUAAAAAAAUUGACUUUCUCCUCUCUGUCAUUGGCUAUGCAGUGGAUCUGGGAAAUGUGUGGAGAGAAGAGUUACAAUCAUCUGCUUUCUCUCUUGCAGGAGCAUUCCUCAUUCCUUACAUAAUCAUGGCCAUCUUUGGAGGGAUUCCUCUCUUCUAUAUGGAACUAGCACUAGGACAGUACCACAGGAAUGGGUGUAUUUCCAUUUGGAGAAAAAUAUGUCCUAUAUUCAAAGGAAUUGGCUUUGCCAUCUGUAUAAUAGAUCUUUACGUAGCCUCCUACUACAACACCAUCAUGGCUUGGGCCUUUUACUACCUCAUCUCCUCCUUCACGGCGGAGCUGCCAUGGACCAGCUGCACAAACCCCUGGAACACAGGCAACUGCACCAACUACUUCAGCAAGGACAAUGUCAGCUGGUCUGUGCACUCCAUCUCUCCUGCAGAAGAAUUUUAUACCCGCCAAGUUCUGCAGGUGCACAGGUCUGAUGGGCUGGAGGACCUGGGGGGCAUCAGUUGGCAACUGACCCUCUGUCUAUUGUUAAUCUUCACCAUUGUGUACUUCAGCAUCUGGAAAGGGGUCAAAACAUCUGGCAAGGUGGUGUGGGUGACUGCCACAUUCCCUUACAUCAUCCUCUUCAUCCUGCUAGUGAGAGGUGCAACUUUGCCUGGGGCUUGGAGAGGUGUCCUCUACUACUUGAAACCUGACUGGCAGAAACUCCUGGCCACUGAGGUUUGGGUGGAUGCAGCAGCUCAGAUUUUCUUCUCCUUGGGACCAGGUUUUGGGGUCUUGUUGGCUUAUGCCAGCUACAACAAAUUCCAUAACAACUGCUACCAAGAUGCUCUGGUUACCAGUACUGUGAACUGCUUGACCAGUUUUGUGUCUGGAUUUGUCAUCUUCACUGUGCUGGGAUACAUGGCUGAGAUGAGGAACGAAGAUGUGUCAGAGGUUGCCAAAGACACUGGGCCCAGCCUGCUGUUCAUCACGUACGCCGAGGCCAUCGCCAACAUGCCUGCGUCCACCUUCUUUGCCAUCAUCUUCUUCCUCAUGCUGCUCACACUGGGACUAGACAGCACAUUUGCAGGACUAGAGGGAGUGAUUACUGGAGUACUGGAUGAAUUCCCAAACGUCUGGGGCAAACGCAGGGAAGUGUUUGUGCUUGGUCUGACCAUCGUUUGCUUCUUGGGGUCACUGGCAACUCUGACAUUUGGAGGAGCAUAUGUGGUAAAGCUGUUUGAAGAAUAUGCCACUGGCCCAGCUGUCCUGACUGUUGUGUUCCUGGAAGCAGUUGCUGUGUCCUGGUUCUAUGGCAUCACCCAGUUCUGCAACGAUGUGAAAGAAAUGUUGGGCUCUGCCCCAGGCUGGUACUGGCGAGUUUGCUGGGUUGCAAUCAGUCCCCUCUUCCUUCUGUUUGUCACUUGCAGCUUUCUGUCCAGCCCUCCCGAGCUGCGGCUCUUCGACUACGAUUAUCCCUACUGGACCACAGUGGUGGGUUAUUGCAUAGGAACCUCCUCCAUCAUUUUCAUCCCAAUCUACAUGGCUUACAGGAUGAUCAUCACCCCAGGAACACUUAAGGAGCGUAUUCUGAAGAGCAUUACUCCAGAAACAGCCACAGAAAUUCCCUUCGGAGACAUCCGCAUGAACGCAGUAUAA
Molecule: messenger RNA, 2026 nt
Organism: Acanthisitta chloris (rifleman)
Lineage: Eukaryota; Metazoa; Chordata; Aves; Passeriformes; Acanthisittidae
Gene: SLC6A4
Product: solute carrier family 6 (neurotransmitter transporter), member 4
Exons: 13
Coding region: 11-2026 (671 amino acids)
Biological process (GO): sodium ion transmembrane transport; serotonin uptake
Cellular component (GO): plasma membrane; neuron projection
Molecular function (GO): serotonin binding; serotonin:sodium:chloride symporter activity
Source: RefSeq, a predicted model, not a curated record